Messenger RNA from Camellia sinensis, 1348 nucleotides. The record is from RefSeq and is a predicted model, not a curated record. NCBI's taxonomy places the organism in Eukaryota, Viridiplantae, Streptophyta, Magnoliopsida, Ericales, Theaceae.
AGUCUUCAAUACUUUGUUUGUUUCUAAUGUCUAUUUUUCUUGCAGCUCUUCCUCAGCCACCAAAGGGCUUCCGUCAGUCUAUAUUUCCCAGCAAAGACUUGAGGAAACUUUUGGAUAUGCCAGUCCAUAAACGGAGAGCCCCUCUGGUACUCAAUUUCAUCCCAACCUACAAAUCGGCGUUGCCCGACGUCCCAAGGAAGAAGAAGAAAAGCCAGUCACCUCCUUCUGCUACAACUCCUCAAACAACCUCCUUAUCUCAGCCAGAUCAAGGAUCGACCUCUGAUCCAGCUGAGCAGCCGUCUACCUCAGCUCCAUAUCUGAUCCUAAUAUCCCAGCGUCGUCGACAACGCCGAACAAUUUUUGCUGCUGAGAUGGGCCACCGAAAAGCAGUUACCAAAGACCUCUUAGCCAGCAUCCCUAUCGACGUUGACGCUCAGCCAGCACAAACCCAGCCUCAGCCAAGGCAAAAGCAAAAAAGAAUUAAGAAAGACCAGCCAAAGUCCAAGGUGACUCAGGUUGACACUGAGGACACCUUGCCAAUCUCCAUAUUGGCUGAGAGCGAUAAGUCCCAUUCUGUCGCUGAGAAGAGGCCUGCAGAGGGCCAACCAUCCGAAUCUACCUGAUCAAAGAGGCCGAGGUCAUCCGCUACAACCACCUCGGGGUCUUUAAACCACGAUGCCCCUUGGGCCCCCCAAAUGACACUGGAGGAUAAGCCAGUUAGGGCUAGCGAUAGUGCCGACGACAUCAACGUCGGCGUUGCCCUUAGUACCGCUAUGCUUCUUCCCGGCGAUUUCGACCGGAACGCCGAGCUGAGCGAAUAUGAAAACUAUGCUCUGAUGCUUCAGUGCUCUGUUCAAGCCAUCCAGAAUGCUCAUUCUUUCUCAGUGCAAGUCUUUGAGAAUCGGAAGAAGCUUGCCGACAAGAAGAGGAAGGCUGCUAGUCUGCAAAAGACUAAUAAAAACUUGCAAUCAAAAAUGAAGACCCUGGAGGAUCAAGCCAAGGCUGCUAUUAAAGCUCAAAAUGACGCCGAAGAAAGGCGGAAUCCGCUGAGGCCAUUAGGAAGGUUCUUGAGGCCCAAAAAAGAGAGACCGAGGAAAAGAUGUCCCAGGCCCAGAAAGAACUUCAAGAUGCCCUGACCACCAAAGAUGCCGAGAUAAAGGCAGCUGAUGAGAAGGGCUAUAACGAGGGGAUGGCCGAUAUCACAGCGGACUAUGAAAAGCAAGCGAAGCAGGCAUGCAACAAGGGUUUCACCCUUGGUUGGAUGUCUCUUCUAAAAAAGCUUGAAAUCCCCGAUGACUCCCCCCUCAGGAACACCAACGUCCUUCCUCUGCCAUUCCCCCUAACUCCA